Molecule: messenger RNA, 977 nt
Organism: Brachypodium distachyon (stiff brome)
Lineage: Eukaryota; Viridiplantae; Streptophyta; Magnoliopsida; Poales; Poaceae
Product: acyl-acyl carrier protein thioesterase ATL3, chloroplastic
Exons: 5
Coding region: 54-680 (208 amino acids)
Cellular component (GO): chloroplast
Molecular function (GO): fatty acyl-[ACP] hydrolase activity
Source: RefSeq, a predicted model, not a curated record
GGCCGCUUGGCCUGCGCCGCACCGGUCCACUCUGAUUCGGUGAUUCCGCCGCAAUGUACCAGCAGAUUUGCCGCUUCGUCCCCACCGCCCACUCGCAGCUCCCGCCGAUCCACGCCGGAGUAGGAAGGAGCUGCUGGCCGGCCGGUCGAUUUGCACCGCUGCGCCGUCAGGCGCUCGCCUCCGCCGCCACCCGACGCAUAUGCCGCCCCCUCGCCGUCUGCGCCCAGUCAGCUAGCCCCGAGACCGGUCUGAGGGUGGAUAAGUUUUUCGAAGUAGAGAUGAAGGUGCGCGACUAUGAACUCGACCAGUAUGGAGUUGUCAACAAUGCUAUAUAUGCUAGCUACUGCCAACAUGGCCGUCAUGAACUACUUGAGAGCAUAGGAAUAAGUGCAGAUGCAGUAGCGCGCAGUGGUGAGUCGCUGGCCCUCUCUGAGAUGCACCUCAAGUACGUGGCGCCUUUGAGAAGUGGUGACAAGUUUGUCGUUAAGGUGAGGCUUGCAAGCAUCAAAGGUGUAAGGAUGAUUUUCGAGCACUACAUUGAGAAGCUGCCUAACCAUGAGUUGAUGGUGGAAGCAAAAGCAACAGCUGUUUGUCUCAACAAAGACUACCGGCCAACUCGUUUACCUCCAGAGUUCCUGUCCAAGCUACAGUUGUUUUCGUCCGAGGAAAGCAGUGUUUAGGCGGCUACGUCUUCUGGUUCGAUUCUGACGCCAUGUGAGAAGAGCUGUGUCCAAUUCUCGUGUUGUCUCGGUAACACUCCUUCGAAAUAUCGGACUUGUAGCAACACUUGUAACCUGUGAUUCUAGGUCCAAAUUUUGUUGAGUGAUACUACAAUAAAUGUACCUCUCACCCACAAGGAACUGUACUGUCGGCUGUAAAGAGAAAGCAGCUCCUACAUCCCGACUCCGGGGCAUGUGCUGGUGCUUCAGCUCAGUUCGUUUCAUAAUCUGCAACUCAGCCCGUAUCUUUCAAUCUGA